AUGGAAGACCUCCUCUCCCGCCACCGCAAAGAGCAAAAAGACCUACAAGCCCGUAUAACACAAAAGAAGAAGUCAGCGACUAAGAAAACCCGCCGCGGAAUCAACGAUGAGUGCGACCGACUCCAGCGAGAACUCACGGAGCGCCACCAGGCCGAGAUCGCGGAAUUGAACGGCGAGACAGCACCACCUGCUGAUGCUCUAGAGGAUCUUGACUUGAACGGUGAGGCUGCGACGAAUGGCGAUACCAAGGAGUCGGAGAGUACACAGGAAGGAAGCGGAACUGGAGAGCCAUCAACACCAGAUUCAGCAUCGGCAUCGACAUCGGCAUCGCCCUCACCAACACCAUCGACGGACUCCUCAACACCAAGCACAACCUCCCGCGGAAAGAAACCAAACAGACAAAAAGCGCGUCUAGCCCGCCGCGCCGCCGAACAAGCCGCAGCCGCAGCACAGGCGGAAGAAGAAGCCUCGACACAAACGAACCACCGCGGCAAUGAGAAAGAGAUCAUGGACGCUUCCUUCAAGAAGCUGAAGCUCAAGGAGAUUGAAAUCAACCCAGACGGGCACUGUCUUUUCUCCGCGGUCGCCACACAACUAGACGAAAUGGGCCUCGGACUCCGACCAGACCCCUCCCGAAUCAUUUUGCAAUCUACGACGCAGACGCGCGUGGAUACAGUUGCAAGUCCCAAGCAUGAUGGGUACAGAGCUGUGCGCGCGGUCACGGCGGAUUUUAUCAGCGAGCAUAAGGACGAUUUCGAGCCGUUCAUGGAGGAGCCGAUAGACGCUUACACGCGGAAGAUUAAGCUUACGGCCGAGUGGGGCGGGCAGUUGGAGCUGCAGGCUAUUGCGCGGGCUUACGGGGUGGAUAUUAAUGUUGUACAGGGUGAUGGGAGGAUUGAGAAGAUUGAGUCGGGAGAUGCAAAUGGGGAUGUUGAUGAGGAGGAGCAGAAGAAGAGGGUGAUUUGGUUGGCAUAUUAUCGGCAUACGUAUGGGCUUGGGGAGCAUUAUAAUGCUUUGACGACGAGGGUUUAA
Molecule: messenger RNA, 1032 nt
Organism: Aspergillus mulundensis
Lineage: Eukaryota; Fungi; Ascomycota; Eurotiomycetes; Eurotiales; Aspergillaceae
Product: deubiquitinase OTU2
Exons: 1
Coding region: 1-1032 (343 amino acids)
Biological process (GO): protein deubiquitination
Molecular function (GO): cysteine-type deubiquitinase activity
Source: RefSeq, a predicted model, not a curated record